CUCAUGAACCAUGGGAUCUUGGCUCUAGUCAGCUCCAUUGGUUGUACAUCAGCAGGAUCACUCCAGUCUCUGGCAGAUGCUAUGCACAUCCCUCAUCUCUUCAUCCAGAGGUCAACAGCUGGGACUCCACGGAGUGGCUGUGGCACUACAAGGAGUAAUAGGAAUGAUGAUUAUACACUUUUUGUCCGCCCACCUGUCUACAUCAAUGAUGUCAUCUUGAGGGUGGUCACAGAAUAUGCCUGGCAGAAAUUUAUUAUUUUCUAUGACAGUGAAUAUGAUAUCCGUGGAAUACAAGAGUUUUUGGACAAAGUAUCUCAGCAGGGAAUGGAUGUAGCACUUCAGAAAGUGGAGAACAAUAUCAAUAAAAUGAUCACAGGACUCUUCACUACCAUGCGGAUUGAAGAACUCAACCGCUAUCGGGACACGCUGAGACGGGCCAUUCUGGUAAUGAACCCAUCGACAGCCAAGUCUUUCAUUGCUGAGGUUGUGGAAGCCAAUUUGGUUGCUUUUGACUGUCACUGGAUCAUUAUAAAUGAGGAAAUCAAUGAUGGAGAUGUACAGGAUCUGGUGAGAAAGUCAAUUGGAAGAUUAACAAUUAUUCGGCAGAGCUUUCCUGUACCACAAAACAUCAGUCAGCGCUGUUUCCGUGGGAACCACCGAAUAUCUUCAUCGCUUUGUGAUCCUAAGGACCCCUUCUCCCAAAAUAUGGAGAUUACCAACCUUUACAUAUAUGAUACUGUGCUGUUGCUGGCAAAUGCGUUUCAUAAGAAGCUGGAGGACCGAAAGUGGCACAGUAUGGCUAGCUUGACAUGCAUUAGGAAGAAUUCAAAACCAUGGCAAGGAGGGAGAUCUAUGCUGGAUACAAUCAAGAAGGGUGGAGUGAACGGCUUGACAGGAGACCUGGAGUUUGCGGACAAUGGUGGGAAUCCCAAUGUUCUGUUCGAAAUCCUAGGGACAAAUUAUGGAGAGGAACUGAGCAGAGGAAUUCGCAAG
Molecule: messenger RNA, 993 nt
Organism: Python bivittatus (Burmese python)
Lineage: Eukaryota; Metazoa; Chordata; Lepidosauria; Squamata; Pythonidae
Source: RefSeq, a predicted model, not a curated record